UCCUACGCAAAGCAGCUAUUUUCUUUCGUUUUCCAUCUCUUCUGCACAUGAGAGAAGGAAGGAGACUCGGUUACAGUAGUUCUUCCUGCGAUGGAGAUGGAGAGUCCUCACUAUGCUCCGACGACGACGACCGACAUCGACGCGUCUCGGCCGUCGUUGGGCUUCCCUCUGGGCAUCGCCCUCCUCUUGAUCAUCAUCUUCACCUUGAGCGGAGUCUUCUCCUGCUGCUACCACUGGGACAAGCUCCGAUCCCUCCGCCGAUCCUCCGACAACGAUCGAUCGUCGCCCUCCAAACCUAAACCCACCGACGUGAGUUGGAAGCCAAACGGAAGCGGGAGCGUGUCGGUGCUGAUGCCGGGCGAUCAGAUACCGAAGUUCAUAGCAUUGCCGUGUCCUUGCGAGCCUCCGCCACCAGCCAGUUUCGCCUUGGAGGUGGACAAGCAGCCGCCGCCACCGAAGCCGCCGCAGAUAGCUGUUCCCUUGUAUAUUUAAUAUUAGCUAGCUAAUUAGUUAUUUGUAUAUUACUAUUAUGCCACUUGGUAGAAAAAAGUUUAUGUGAUUACAAAAAUAAAAAAUAUAUUUUACAAUUGGAAAGCCGAAAUUUUCUACCUUUUGCCAAUGGGCAAAUGGCUGCUAAUGGAAGAUGGCAUCGCAGAUAUUUGAUUGAAUAAAUAAAAAUGAUUUUGAGGCGUUGAUGGCAAGUUUAUUUAAA
Messenger RNA from Diospyros lotus (date-plum), 712 nucleotides. RefSeq lists its product as uncharacterized. Lineage: Eukaryota; Viridiplantae; Streptophyta; Magnoliopsida; Ericales; Ebenaceae. The transcript has 2 exons. The record is from RefSeq and is a predicted model, not a curated record. The coding region runs from base 91 to 492 and encodes 133 amino acids.